Sorex araneus (European shrew) is the source of this 501-nucleotide messenger RNA. It is a transcript of the gene RBIS, whose product is annotated as ribosomal biogenesis factor. The transcript is spliced from 4 exons. The record is from RefSeq and is a predicted model, not a curated record. NCBI's taxonomy places the organism in Eukaryota, Metazoa, Chordata, Mammalia, Eulipotyphla, Soricidae. Bases 133 to 435 code for a protein of 100 amino acids. Gene Ontology annotation, biological process: ribosome biogenesis. Gene Ontology annotation, cellular component: nucleolus.
UGGGCGGGACUAGAGCCCGGGAGCUGAUUCCUGACUGGCUCCGCCGCCCCGGAACUUCCUGCCCGCUGUGCGCGUCUGUGGCGCCUCCUGGAGCCGGAGCUGCUGCGUGCGGGGGCCGGCGCUCUAGUGACAAUGGCCAGAAGCAAACUAAGAGGACAGAAGACCAGGAACGUGUUCCACAUAGCCACCCAGAAACACCUGAAAGCUAAGAACAAAGCAAAGCCCGUCACCACUAACCUCAAGAAUAUAAGUAUUGUGAAUGAGGAAAAGAUUAACAGAAUGAACAGAGCUUUUGUAGACAUACAAAAGGAGCUUGCACACUUCUCAAAAGGCCUUUCCCUGGAGCCUCUGCAGAAGCCACUGACUCCUCAGCAAUGUCAUGCAAAUGAACCAGUCAAUGUUGAUGAAGCUACCAAGUUGAUGGCUCAGUUGUAAUGCAACACUGGUGAUGCAGCAGAUUUCUCCCCAAGACCAAUAAAUUAAAUGUUUCAUACAAUUUUA